Acipenser ruthenus (sterlet) is the source of this 4764-nucleotide messenger RNA. RefSeq names its product insulin-like growth factor-binding protein 5. Lineage: Eukaryota; Metazoa; Chordata; Actinopteri; Acipenseriformes; Acipenseridae. Gene Ontology annotation, cellular component: extracellular region. Gene Ontology annotation, molecular function: fibronectin binding; insulin-like growth factor II binding; insulin-like growth factor I binding. The coding region runs from base 489 to 1280 and encodes 263 amino acids. The record is from RefSeq and is a predicted model, not a curated record. The transcript is spliced from 4 exons. Gene Ontology annotation, biological process: regulation of insulin-like growth factor receptor signaling pathway.
GUUCUCCAGAGGGGGAAGAUAUUGGAAAGGCUUUAAAAAAAAAAAAGACUUAGGGUUUUGUGUACAGAUUUGCAAUUAUUUGCAGAUAGAACACUUGGCACUUUGUAUUUAUUUAUUUUUUGUUCCAAGGAAAGAACGUUUGAAAGCGUGUGCCCCAUACUGGUUAAUUUGCACCUUUUUGGUGGCAUUUAAUUUAUAGAAAGAAGCUUUUUGUCCUAAGUAUAGCUGAAUUUUGAGACCCUGUAGAGAGAACAAACAAAAACACGCUCUCGUUUGAGGUAUUCUGUGGUGUUGCAGGUGCUUUGGAUGCUGAAACAUAAUUCUUGAAUUGACAACUCCUUAAGGCAUUUAUUUUUUCAAUUUAAAUUUUUGUUGUAAUUUAUCGAAACGUAUUCAGUGAGCAGAGUCACGCCACUUGAAUUUUGAAGAAUUUUCUUUGGACUCUUUUUAUUGUUAUUACUGCAGUACUAUUAUUUUGUGUUAAGAAGAUGUUGAUCAGUUUUUGCCUGUUGCUGUCAUUUUUCCUGGGACUGCCCCAAUGCACGGGCUCUUAUGUCCAUUGCGACCCCUGUGACGAGAAAGCCUUCUCAAUGUGCCCUCAGGUCCCGGUCGGCUGUGAGUUGGUUAAGGAGCCGGGCUGCGGCUGCUGUAGGACCUGCGCCCUGUCAGAAGGACAGCAGUGCGGCGUGUACACCCAGCCGUGCUCCCAAGGGCUUCGCUGCUUGCCACGAAACGGCGAAGAAAAGCCGCUUCACGCUCUGCUACAUGGCCGAGGAAUGUGUAGGAACGAGAAGGGAUACAAAGAGCACCAUCCACCCACCGAUCGUGAUUCACGAGAGCAUGAUGACAUCCCUGAGAUCACAGAGAAUCCACUCCCUGCCAAGGUCCCUCUCCACAACAAGAACCGAGUGUCUGACAAGAAGGCUGAGGCAUUGCGCAAAGAAAAUCGGAGGAGGUUGGAAAAAUCCAAGACUGUCAUUCAGGCAGAUUACACCUCCUACCCCACUGACAAGCAGGAAACAGUCUAUGGUCCCUGUCGAAGACAGAUGGUAGAGAUUCUCAAGCAAUUAAAAAACUCAUCUCGAAUCUUAACCCAGGCACUGUACCUUCCCAACUGCGACAAAAAGGGCUUGUACAAACGGAAACAGUGCAAGCCGUCCCAUGGGCGGAGGCGUGGAAUCUGCUGGUGUGUGGAUAGGUAUGGGCUGAAGCUUCCUGGCUCCGAGAACAAAGGUGCUGACAUCCACUGUCAGGAACUGGAGAGCAGUAACAACGAGUGAGGUGGAAAGGAGGGGUCCAAUCGCCACACUCCCUGAGAAGGUGACCCAGGGCCUUCCUCCUUCCCUCUCGCCCACCCGCCAGUCACUUCGGGAUAGAAAACUUUUUCAUAAAAAAAAGAAAAGGAAAAGGAAAAAAAAAGACAUUUGAACCUUCAACUGUGCGCUCAUCUCUAAAUAGCUGGGUUCUCUGGCUCUCUGCUCUCCCUCUGUCUUUGUCUCUCUGUCUUGGGGCCUCUGUGGAAAGGGCUGGGUCAAAGCACUUGAUUUGUUAAAAUAUAUAUAUUUAUAUAUUUUUAUACACUGAGGUUUGAGCUCAAAACAUCUUUUAAAGUUUUACUAAUGCAAAACAGAAAGAGGAGUCCGUGAUGACAGAGCUGUCUUUGUCUUUUAUGUUUCUUACUUUGUAAUGUCAGGAAGUAGCAAGAACUAAUACUAAAGGCCAUUUUUUUGUAUUAUUUUGCUUUAUUGUAUUUUUUAAAUUUUUUAAUUCUAUUUCAUUUUCUGACAAGUUACUUAGGGGUCAGCUGAAAAAGUUCUCCUUAUUCGGGCGUUUGUCUUGUCAGAGCACUUACUUAUUUUGGGGGAGAGGAGGGGAGAGAACCUUGUUAGCUGUAACAUUUACAGUUUGUGUGUUUGUAUGUGUCUGUAUUUACACUGUAUGUGUAUAAAUUGGGCCCAGUUUUGUUGUCGUUGGAUAGGUCAUCUCUUACUGGCAGGUAUACACAGUAUACAUACCGGGAGUUUCAGCAAAAAUAAUUCCUGGUGUUCUGUGGCACUGACCAUACUCAAACAUGCAUAUGUCUAUGGACUGGUGGUUUUGAAACACCCCAUAGGUAAAUGCUUAAAAUAUAUUAAUUGCUAGGUUUCUUAGUUGGCUGAGGAUCACUUCAGUGUACAUGUGGAUUUUGCCAGUAAGAACUCUUAAGACAUAUGAAGACACAGACAUAUAUCAGUAAAAACCUUCAAAUGUCAUUUUGUUUUUCUUAAUGAUUGUUAAUAAGAACUCAAAAAAACAGCUAGCCCCUGAAAAAGCACCUUUCUUAUAUCUUAACCAAUGAUACAGGCAAGUCUAAAACACAGUCUUUUUUUCAAUAGCAAGAACCAUUUUUGUUGAUACUUUCAUAUUCUACCUAACAAUAUUUGGCUGUUUCUGUUUUCUAUGUAAAACCAGGGAGGAACAUGUUUCUCUCACCCCUAGGUUUUCAUGAGCAGAUGCUAUCUAGCUGGGUACUGUUUUUGUCUGCACUCUCUUCAAAUGUUAAAGUGAUUGUAAAUGUUAUCUUUUAAAGGGACAACAUAAAAACACACAACCUUUACAGUGGAGUCUCAGUUAUCUGAAAUGAAUAGUGAGACAUUUUUGUUUUACAUUAAAAAAAAAAAAACUAUAUGCAAAUAUAGUUGAACUGCGUAUAUGUGUCAGUCUGGUUUUGGGGUUAGUGACAUGAACAAGGUCAUCAAUUUAAAAAAAACAGCACCUCCAACUGGCCAAACAUGUUCAAUUCAAUUCCAGGACAGCAGGCAAAACCUGAAUCUAAUUAUAAUAGCCUGCAGUUACAAUGCUAUAAAAAAGCAGUUAUAUGACUGGAUUGAAAGGGCUUGUGCUGUAGUUAAAUCAUUAAAUCAUUAUUAAAUCAAAGUCAUUAAAUGUUUUCAUAUGCAGUAGUAACUCUUUUACAAAUUCACAAAUUGACAGUUAUUUAUAUCUGUUAAUUGUUUCGACAGACGGCCCUUGUGAUACUUCAGAUAUAUGUGACUCAACUGUAUAGCACAGCAAAAAUACAGUUGACAAGAAAUUCUUGCUUUUCUUCAGUGGACAGAAAGUGACCAUUCCAUAAAUGAAGUCAAAUGUUUUUUUUUUUGUUUUUGUUUUUUUUUUUAAUCAAGAACCUGACUGGGUAUGUUGAAGUUCAGAGACUUUCAGUAAGCUUUAUUGAUGUAAAGACAGCAUCUAAAUCCUUCUGUAUUGUUUUUUUAUAUUAUUUUCUCUCUCAGUCUGUCACACCCUCUCUGGCGCAUUGACCCAUUGCACUAAAUACAGAAUUGCUCGCCCAGUUCACACCCUGAUUGACCCCAAUACCUGGACACCCCAAUCGGAAAGAAAUUUAACUGAGCUAUUUGUGGCUCUAACUUUCAUAUUUUAAAAAGAGCUGCACCCACAGUAGUAACUUUCUCCUUGUUAAGGAGUAACCUAUUGCUUCAUUCCAUUCCUGAAGCUUUAGCAAUGGGGUUCUAUAUUUUGUACAUUGUCCAGACUGCAGAAAUCUUUUAGUAAGAUAUAACUUUUUAACCCAUUGCAGACAUGUUUGAUAUCGUGUGAAAUACUGACUGUCCAAGAAAAAAAAAAAAAUCAACCUAGAAUAAUAUAUAUGAAAACGUCAAUGUCCUUUUUGAAUAUUUCUUUUAUUGUCCUGUACAGGAAACAUUAAUAGAAUUUAGUGCAAAAAAGAACUGCCGGGUAUCCUUAAGCGCUUUGUGAUGGUGGUCCACUAUGAAAGGUGCUAUAUAAAAUAAAGAUGGAUUGAUUGUGUACAGCGUUAACCAGUAUCACUAAAGGAUGUGUUUGGCCACCAGGUGGUGCCAGACUCAAUUGUUAUUUUGAAUUUGCAUACAAUAAGCUAUCUUUGAGGUGUUUUUAAUUUCAAAAAUGAUUUCUGUACAAACACAAUCAAUGUUAUCACGUACCCCCGCACUGGAUGAAAACAAAUAAUCCAUUUAAUAUGCUGUAAUUAACUUUAACUUUGACAGGGGCUUUACAGCCCAAGCCUGGGAUGUGGGAAAUGCAAUUUGGGAGAACAGCUACUAGUACAAGUACUAGUACAACACAGCCUGUGGCGGUGUUCCUUAGCUGUCAGAUGUAAAUGGGCAUUGGGGAGAUCAGGUGUUUUUCAGAACUGUACUCUUGACAUGCGAUCGCCAAGGAGUUAAAUAUGUUUAUUUGCAUCACACGCAUUUAGCACAGACAAAGGGGGCUUUGGAAUCUGAGGAAUGUGAGACAUUUUAUUUUAAUCUUUUUGCUGCAAAAUUCAUUUUUCCAUAGUUUUUAGGCUGAUUAUAAAUCUGGAAAAAAAUAAUAAAAAACCACUAACAAAAUCUCAAUAUUAAUUAGACAAUCCCCAGAGGUCUUACCCAAUCAGAUUCCAAGUUUCCUACCAGGUUAGACUAAAGCAAUAUUCACUGCUGAUGUUACAGUAGCUAACUAUAGCUUUUUUGAAUGCAUAACUAUUGUUUUUUUUCAAGGAGAAAAGUAAACUAUUAAUUAUCUUAACGUGUGACGUAAACCAGUUUGUGAAAAAAAAAAAAGAAUGGCAAAAGGAGAGUGAAAUGUACAGCAUUUUUAACUUUUAUUAAAAAAAAAAAGGAGGGGGGGGGGGGGGGGGAAUCGCUGUGUAAUAUUUAUUCAACCUGUAAUUUAUGUACUCUUUUAACCAUUGUCUUUUUGUUAUGACAAAGCAUUUAUUUAAAUAAAGUUAUGUAUUCAUUUAAA